CUAACCACCACCACACAGCUCCAGCUGGAAGAAGACGAAGAAGGCUUAAGCCUAAACCCCCUCCUCACUCCUCGUCGCCGGACUGACUCCGCGUCCUUCUCGAAGGUUUCUGGAGCGAUCGGCUUCCUCGGCCGGGCGGGUGAUGGAGGUCAAGGGGCUGGGGCAGCUGCUGGCGGCGCUCGCCGCGGCGCUGUUCGUGCGCGCCGUCGCGGGGCCCGGCCCCGCCCUGCUCCCGCCGGCGGAGGACGAGGACGGCACCGACGCGGAGGCCGGAGAGGGAAGUGGUGGCGUGAGGCCGGUGACCAUCCGGUGGGACCGCGUCACCUGCGCCCUCAGAAACAAGCGCGGGGACAUGGCGAGGUUUUUGCUGUCGAAUUUGUCCGGUGAGGCGAAACCGGGAAGGCUGCUGGCACUCAUGGGGCCAUCCGGCUCCGGCAAGACAACGCUGCUCAAUGUGCUAGCAGGGCAGCUUGCAGCAUCGCCUUCCUUGCACCUUUCUGGGUAUCUGUACGUCAAUGGCCGGCCUAUGUCGCAGAGCGGUUACAAGAUUGCUUUUGUGAGGCAAGAGGACAUUUUCUUUUCGCAGCUGACGGUGCGGGAAACGCUCUCACUCGCUGCUGAACUUCAGCUUCCUGACACGAUGUCUCCCGAGAGUAAGGAGAAAUAUGUUGAUGAUCUUCUGUUUCGCCUUGGGUUGGUCAACUCUGCUGAUUCUAUUGUGGGUGAUGCAAAAGUACGUGGAAUAAGUGGUGGCGAAAAGAAGCGCCUCUCGCUUGCAUGCGAACUGAUUGCUAGUCCUUCAGUCAUCUUUGCGGAUGAACCUACAACUGGCCUUGAUGCAUUCCAGGCAGAGAAGGUCAUGGAGACUCUUAGACAGCUUGCAGAAGAUGGGCACACUGUGAUAUGCUCUAUACACCAGCCUAGAGGUUCAGUCUACGGCAAGUUUGAUGACAUUGUACUAUUGUCAGAGGGUGAAGUCGUAUACAUGGGGCCUGCGAAGGAAGAACCUCUAACAUACUUUGCAUCAUUAGGGUACCGCUGCCCAGAUCACGAGAACCCUGCUGAGUUCUUGGCUGAUCUCAUUUCCACUGAUUAUAGCUCAGCAGAAAGUGUGCAGUCAUCACAGAAAAGGAUUGAGAACCUCAUUGAUGAAUUUACUAAUAAAGUUUUGAUUACUGAAUUCAACAGUCCAGUCAUAAAAGCAGACGACUCUGAAAUUUCUGCCAAACCUGUUCAGAAAUCCAUUGCCAAGCGAAGACGUGGUUGGUGGAGACAGUUUCAUCUGCUGUUUAAGAGAGCUUGGAUGCAGGCAUUCCGUGAUGGACCAACAAACAAAGUGAGAGCAAGAAUGUCUGUUGCAUCAGCAAUUAUAUUUGGAUCAGUGUUCUGGCGAAUGGGCAAAACCCAAACUUCCAUACAAGACCGGAUGGGACUUCUUCAGGUUGCUGCCAUAAACACUGCAAUGGCUGCGCUGACAAAGACAGUGGGGGUCUUCCCGAAAGAACGAGCUAUAGUUGACAGAGAACGAGCAAAAGGUUCUUAUGCACUAGGACCAUAUCUCUCAUCUAAGUUGUUGGCCGAGAUUCCCAUUGGAGCAGCAUUUCCAUUGAUAUUUGGAUCCAUUCUCUAUCCAAUGGCAAAACUUCAUCCUACAAUUUCUAGAUUUGCGAAGUUCUGUGGCAUUGUGACUGUUGAAUCAUUUGCGGCAUCAGCCAUGGGUCUUACUGUUGGAGCAAUCGCUCCUACAACUGAAGCUGCAAUGGCUCUUGGGCCAUCCCUUAUGACGGUAUUUAUUGUCUUUGGAGGAUACUAUGUUAACCCUGAUAAUACCCCUGUCAUAUUUCGCUGGAUCCCAAAGGCAUCUCUUAUCAGAUGGGCCUUUCAAGGACUUAGCAUCAAUGAGUUCAAGGGUCUGCAAUUCGAGCAACAGCAUUCUUACGACAUUCAAACUGGUGAACAGGCCCUGGAGAGAUUUUCGCUGGGAGGAAUUUGCAUCGCCGACACACUAGCUGCGCAGGGCAGGAUCCUGAUGUUUUGGUACUGGCUGACCUACCUUCUUCUGAAGAAAAACAGACCAAAAUACCAGCAGCUCCUGCCGCCCUCCGAGGAAGAUCAAAAUAAGGAGCAAGUUGAAUAAGCGUCCUGAUUUGCCAACAGAUCGCACUAAAUCCACGUACCAUAUUUAGUCAGAACACUUGUUUGAGCCCGCCUUUUUUGUAAUCAAUUUUCUUUUUCUGCGUCUGGAGCGUCAAAACAUGCCCCUUUUCCAAUAAGGAAUCAGUACCAAUUUAAGUAUGGGGCUUGGCAGUACCUGCUAUGUUCCUGUUCGUAUUUUAGGCUUGAUCCCAUACAUCAAAUUAUUUGUCUGUGAAAGUAUUCUCGGUCCCUGAUUGCCAGUGUUUGGUCAUCCAAUUCUCGGGUGCUACUUAAAACCUUU
Messenger RNA from Brachypodium distachyon (stiff brome), 2437 nucleotides. Its product is annotated as ABC transporter G family member 7. Gene Ontology annotation, cellular component: membrane. The coding region runs from base 143 to 2137 and encodes 664 amino acids. Lineage: Eukaryota; Viridiplantae; Streptophyta; Magnoliopsida; Poales; Poaceae. The record is from RefSeq and is a predicted model, not a curated record. Gene Ontology annotation, molecular function: ATP binding; ABC-type transporter activity; ATP hydrolysis activity. The transcript is spliced from 11 exons.